GCGGCGCCCGCGGGCGGCCGGCCCCGGCAUGGAGAAGCGGGCCUCUACGGGGCCGGAGGGGGCCCCGGGCGCCCGGGCGCAGCUGGCCGUCGUCUGUCUGGUGAACUUCUUUCUCACUGGAAGGCUCAGUAGUGCAGUUCCCGCCAUAGCUGCCUGCAGUGGGAAGCUGGAGCAGCACACAGAGCGACGUGGUGUCAUCUACAGCCCCGCCUGGCCCCUCAACUACCCACCGGGCACCAACUGCAGCUGGUAUAUCCAGGGUGACCGCGGAGACAUGAUCACCAUCAGCUUCCGCAACUUCGACGUGGAGGAGUCCCACCAGUGCUCCCUGGACUGGCUCAUGCUGGGCCCAGCGGCCCCUCCACACCAGGAGGCCUUCCGGCUCUGCGGCUCUGCCAUCCCGCCGGCCUUCAUCUCUGCGCGGGACCACGUCUGGAUUUUCUUCCAUUCGGAUGCUUCCAGCUCUGGCCAGUCCCAAGGCUUCCGUCUCUCUUACAUCCGAGGGAAGCUGGGCCAGGCCUCCUGCCAGACCGACGAAUUUCGCUGUGACAACGGCAAGUGCCUGCCGGGCCCGUGGCAGUGUAACACGGUGGACGAGUGUGGGGACGGCUCGGACGAGGGUAACUGCUCGGCGCCGGCCUCUGAGCCCCCAGGCAGCCUGUGCCCGGGCGGCACGUUCCCCUGCAGUAGGGCGCGCUCCACGCGCUGCCUCCCGGCGGAGCGGCGUUGCGACGGCACGCAGGACUGCGGGGACGGCUCGGACGAGGCUGGCUGCCCUGACCUGGCGUGUGGCCGGCGCCUGGGCAGCUUCUACGGCUCCUUCGCCUCCCCAGACCUGUUCGGGGCAGCCCGGGGGCCCUCAGACCUUCACUGCACGUGGCUGGUAGACACGCAGGACCCGCGGCGCGUGCUGCUGCAGCUGGAGCUGAGGCUGGGAUACGACGACUACGUGCAGGUGUACGAAGGCCUAGGCGAGCGCGGGGACCGCCUGCUGCAGACGCUGUCCUACCGCAGCAACCACCGGCCCGUGAGCCUGGAGGCCGCGCAGGGCCGCCUGACCGUGGCCUACCACGCGCGGGCCCGCAGCGCCGGCCACGGCUUCAACGCCACCUACCAGGUGAAGGGCUACUGCCUGCCCUGGGAGCAGCCGUGCGGCGGCGGCAGCAGCAGCGAGGGGGACCCGGGAGACGCCGGGGACCAGGGCUGCUUCUCGGAGCCGCAGCGCUGUGAUGGCUGGUGGCAUUGCGCCAGCGGCCGAGACGAGCAGGGCUGCCCCGCCUGCCCCCCGGACCAGUACCCGUGCGAGGGUGGCAGCGGCCUGUGCUACACGCCCGCCGACCGCUGCAACAACCAGAAGAGCUGCCCGGACGGCGCCGACGAGAAGAACUGCUUCUCCUGCCAGCCGGGCACCUUCCACUGCGGCACCAACCUGUGCAUCUUUGAGACAUGGCGCUGCGACGGCCAGGAGGACUGUCAGGACGGGAGCGACGAGCACGGCUGCCUGGCGGCGGUGCCCCGCAAGGUCAUCACGGCCGCGCUCAUCGGCAGCCUGGUCUGCGGGCUGCUGCUGGUCAUCGCGCUGGGCUGCGCCUUCAAGCUCUACUCGCUGCGCACGCAGGAGUACAGGGCCUUUGAGACCCAGAUGACGCGCCUGGAGGCCGAGUUUGUGCGUCGAGAGGCACCCCCGUCCUACGGUCAGCUCAUCGCCCAGGGCCUCAUCCCCCCGGUGGAGGACUUUCCAGUCUACAGCGCGUCCCAGGCCUCGGUGCUACAGAACCUUCGCUCGGCCAUGCGGAGACAGAUGCGCCGGCACGCGUCCCGCCGCGGGCCCUCCCGCCGCCGCCUGGGCCGCCUCUGGAACAGGUUCUUCCACCGGCCCCGGGGGCCCAGGGGCCAGAUCCCGCUGCUGACCUCAGCGCGCACCUCACAGACUGUACUGGGUGACGGACUCCUCCACCCGGCACCAGGGGCCGCGCUUGAGCCUCCAGCAUCGCGAGUGGACACAAGCAGCCAGGGAACCGCUGGGGACGGGCUCCCUAGUGCCCCUGGACAUGCAUCUGAGAUGGGGCAGUCGGGGCCACAAUCCUCUUUGGGUCAGCCGGACCCAGAGUGCAGGCCCAUGGACAAGGACCGAAAGGCCUGCCGGGAUCCUCAGGUGGACAGCCAGGCCUCUGUGGAUGUACCUCGAGAACCCUGCUCCGCCCAGGACCCUCAGCCCCUGGCCCCCACUGCCAGCAGCACUCAUGGCCCCCACCCACCAGAGCCACUGGGUGUCUGCAGGAGCCCCACGCCACCCUGCUCCCCCAUAUUGGAGGCCAGUGACGAUGAGGCCCUGCUGGUCUGUUGACCCACCGAACAUGUUGGUGACCGCCACAGCCCCGCUUUGUAACCAGGGAAUACACAAUCGUUUCUA
Elephantulus edwardii (Cape elephant shrew) is the source of this 2413-nucleotide messenger RNA. It is a transcript of the gene LRP3, whose product is annotated as low density lipoprotein receptor-related protein 3. The transcript is spliced from 7 exons. The coding region runs from base 29 to 2347 and encodes 772 amino acids. Gene Ontology annotation, cellular component: plasma membrane. NCBI's taxonomy places the organism in Eukaryota, Metazoa, Chordata, Mammalia, Macroscelidea, Macroscelididae. Gene Ontology annotation, molecular function: protein binding. The record is from RefSeq and is a predicted model, not a curated record.